AUGAAUCAUUAUUAUUAUUUUUUUCUUCUAUUUCAUUAUUAUUUGGCUGUUCAUCUAUGUGAUGCUUUACAAUCAGGUGGUCUAUUAUUCGAUUUUAAUGAUAAUACUCAUGAUCAAUCUUCAAUAAAAGAAUAUUGUGAAACAUUUAUCACAUAUAACCAAGUGGUUACAUUAUUAUCGAGAAACACCUGUGCAUCAAUUGAAAACUCGAAAAAAAAUAAAAACAAAAACGAUCGUAUAGGACGUCAAAUUGACGCGGGAAAUUUCGACAUCAAGGCUUUACAAACGACAGUUAAUGAUCAUCGAACAAUGAUCGAGUACUUAUUCAAUAAUACAAUAAAUGAAACUGUUCUUGCCAAAGCACUUUAUGAUCAUUCACGCAAGGCUCCAUCAUUCACAAGUUGGAGAGAUUUGAUCGACAUCUUUUGUAUUGGUUUAGUACUUAUCAUGCUGGGUGCAGGUAAAACAACAACAUUUCGUAUUGUUGUUGGUGAUUUAAUGUCCACACAAGGCACAGCUUAUAUUGAUGGACAAAAUGUUCAUCGUCGUAUUCGAUCAACAAGUCGUUUAGGUUAUUGUCCACAAGAGAAUUGUGGUAUGGAAUUUUUAACUGUUCAAGAUAGUCUCUAUUUAUUAGCACCAAUACGUGGUAUACGUUGGUCACGUAUAGAAAAGAUUGUUUCACGCAUGAGUUCAUUAUUUUUACUUGAACCAUUUCUUAACAAUUAUAUACAUCAAUUAAAUGGAGAAACAAAGAGAAGUUUACAUGCUGCACUUGCGUUAAUCGGACCACCUUUAGUUGCUACUCUUGAUGAACCAACCACAGGUGUUGAUCUUGAUGCUCGACAAUAA
Molecule: messenger RNA, 852 nt
Organism: Rotaria sordida
Lineage: Eukaryota; Metazoa; Rotifera; Eurotatoria; Philodinida; Philodinidae
Source: the annotation of a GenBank genome assembly